AUUUUGUCGUCGCGACAAACCAUAUUUCCCACAAACAGUACGAGUUAAAAACAUCAACAAAAAACACAGAGGAAACACUCACUUUUUGUCGCAAAGAAAGACCAGAUAAGGAAGACUACUUGCCAAUAACAGGUAACAAAAAGGAAGAAAAAUAAAGUUUCAAAAAUGGCCGACGAGGAAGAAAUCUCCGUCUACGACGAGGUCGAGAUCGAGGACAUGACGUACGACGAGACGCUCCAGAUCUACCACUACCCGUGCCCCUGCGGCGAUCGCUUCGAGAUCGCUCUGGCUGACCUGCAGGACAGCGAGACCGACAUCGCCGUCUGCCCAAGCUGCAGCCUCAUGAUCCGCGUCAUCUACGAGGUCGAGAACCUGCACAAGACGGAUCUUGACCCGGAGCCCGAAAAGGAGAAGGAGGGGACGCCCGCUCAGGUUGCCGUCGCUGCGUGAAGUUACCAAGUCGUGAGCGGAUAGGUAUUUCACGUUGCUUGGAGUGGGGGGAAAACACGUUCGAGACAGCGGGGCGCACACAAGUCUUUGAGGCAGUGCCUGACGCCUCGAGCCCAUGCUGCUUCUUGAGAGACUCAUGUACUUGCGGGCCUGGUUGGCUCUCGCAUGUCCACCUUCAGCAUGUGGAAAACCGAUGCUUAAAGAUGGAUCGCGAUCGAUUGUAAAAUCACCGAGUCUCUCGCAACGAUCGUGUCGAAGGGCCAGCACCAAGGGGUAGAGUCUCGGAUAGGAUCGCCUGGACAUGCGCACCGUCACAAGAAUGCUGUACGCUUUCGACUCAAAGGUUGAAAUGGGCAAUAUUUGUGCAUUCCAGGGUGGAUCUUUCAGGGGGGGCUAAAAGGGCGAGGAGAAGCUCUAACGUUUGUCUGCGCCGUUGCGUCCUUGAAGCAACAGACCGAGGACUGGGGCGGGGGGGGGGGGGGGGGC
Molecule: messenger RNA, 936 nt
Organism: Pyricularia oryzae 70-15
Lineage: Eukaryota; Fungi; Ascomycota; Sordariomycetes; Magnaporthales; Pyriculariaceae
Product: diphthamide biosynthesis protein 3
Exons: 1
Coding region: 166-450 (94 amino acids)
Biological process (GO): protein histidyl modification to diphthamide
Molecular function (GO): metal ion binding
Source: RefSeq, a predicted model, not a curated record